Molecule: messenger RNA, 1526 nt
Organism: Pyrgilauda ruficollis (rufous-necked snowfinch)
Lineage: Eukaryota; Metazoa; Chordata; Aves; Passeriformes; Passeridae
Gene: LAT2
Product: linker for activation of T cells family member 2
Exons: 13
Coding region: 107-757 (216 amino acids)
Biological process (GO): B cell receptor signaling pathway; calcium-mediated signaling; B cell activation
Cellular component (GO): plasma membrane
Source: RefSeq, a predicted model, not a curated record
CCCCGGCAGCCGGAGGAGCUGGAGGAGCUGGAGGAGCUGGAGGAGCUGGAGGAGCUGGGACACUCCGGGGACAGCGGCUGAGCUGCGGGCUGGAUUUGGCUGGGCCAUGGUGCAGCUGGAGCUGUGGGCGGCCGUGGCGCUGAUGCUGCUCGGGGCGGCCGUCAGCCUCUGCAUCAGGUGCCAGCUCUCAGCUACCAAACGUGAGACACAGCUGAACCAGCGGAGGAGCCAGCUCGAAAGCCAGCAGAGAUUUGAGGUGAUUCGAUCCCAUACCAUUGCAACCCGAAGGCUGGAAAAAAGUAAGGAACCUGAAAACUUCUCAAUAGCAAGUAAAGCCACCGAAGAGCUCAGUGCUUCCCAUCACCCUGGAUAUGGGAGCAGAGAAGAGCCCAGGUACCAGAAUUUCCUGGCAGAGAACUGCCUGCAAGAAGAAACUGCCUAUGUGGAGCCCGUGUCUCUGGAUCACUACUACAACUGCAGCAGGCUCUUCAGUCCACCCCGUGCUGGGUCUCCAGGCAAGCGAGAGAAAGAUGAGGAUUCCUGUUCCUAUGAAAAUGUCACCAUUGGAGUGUCUCAGGGCUCUGAUUCAGAUGAUGCUGUAGACUAUGAGAACAGCAUGACAAUACUCACAUGGAAACUCCAGCAAGGGCAAGCCCCACUGACAGAAAGCCUGGAUGAUGAGCCAGACUACAUCAACACAGGUCCUGUGUCAGGCCCUGCCCUGCUGCCACAGCAAAGUAUUCUGCAUAAAGUCUGAAGAAAUCUUUUGCUGAGCUGUAAGAGUGCACCCAGCAAACAAGCACGCAGGGAGAGGGGAGAUUUCCAUCCCUCACUGAAAUCCCUUCUCCAAUCUGUGCCUGCGGUGACAUAGAAGGGGUGUUACUGAAAGAACUGCACUGCUUGAAGCCCCACAGAAGUCCAACUGCAAACCAGCAACUGGAGAAAGUAUUCUGCCCCCAGAGACCAUGGGCAAGCCCCAGGCUCCUAAUCCUCAAUUUCAUCCCAAUCCCAUUUCCCUGCGUGUCCACUCGAAGAUGGCCAGUCUGGGCAAUGUUUUCUCCUGUCAGGCAUGAAAUGAAUCUUUAACUUGCUGAACAGUAAUGCAGCCAGCUACUUAAUUUGUCAGGGUGACUCAUGCACGAUGGUAUUAAGCCAGAGGGAUUACGUUCUGAUUUAGUUCCUGUGCUCUCCUACAGAAGCAGUUUCCUACGAGAGGAACUGGCGAGGCAGAGGUGGUGCUUGUAACAGCAGUGGCUGUCUGGAGCUGAAUGAGAUUCCAACCUGUUCACAAAGGCUAAAGAGGAUUAAAUGCCUGCUUAUCCAUGAGCAUGCAAUUCACAGUGUUGGUCUAUGGCAGUUUUCCUCAUGUUUCAGUAUCUGUUUUAUAAUGAUACAAAGAACCAGCAGCAACUGUGAGAGUCAGAUCCACAGCCACCAGCCCCAGAAACUGCUCCAGUCCUUCAAUACUGCUGUUGGAACAUCAUCCCAGGAACAGAAUCCCUAUCUCCUGAGCCCUGAUGUACAGA